Molecule: messenger RNA, 3853 nt
Organism: Hyalella azteca
Lineage: Eukaryota; Metazoa; Arthropoda; Malacostraca; Amphipoda; Hyalellidae
Gene: Rtel1
Product: regulator of telomere elongation helicase 1 homolog
Exons: 21
Coding region: 37-3252 (1071 amino acids)
Biological process (GO): telomeric loop disassembly; DNA repair; negative regulation of DNA recombination
Cellular component (GO): nucleus
Molecular function (GO): DNA helicase activity; DNA polymerase binding; hydrolase activity, acting on acid anhydrides, in phosphorus-containing anhydrides
Source: RefSeq, a predicted model, not a curated record
UUUUUCUUUUCAGAUUUUUGACCUUAUUAUUUAUAAAUGCCUCAGUUGAUUAUUAAUGGAAUUCCAAUUCAAUUUCCAUUUGAGCCAUAUGAGGUCCAAAGAAACUACAUGACCAAAGUCAUUGAAUGCCUUCAAAUGAACAGCAAUGGUGCCCUCGAGUCACCCACAGGCACAGGCAAGACCUUGUGUCUGCUGUGUGCAUCACUGGGCUGGCUGGAGCAUCACAAAGCUCAGAUGCAAGCCAGCAUGAAUGCCAUGUCCAUGGACACAGUUUCAAGUUUUGAUUCAGCAAGUUCCAAUAAUAUUGGUUCACUGCCUGGCAGUAGCUUUGGGCUAUUUAGAGGCUUGCCAAAGAUCAUCUAUGCCUCACGCACUCACUCCCAGCUUUCUCAAGCCAUAUCCGAGCUCAAGAGAACAGCUUACAAGUAUGUCAAGGUGGCAGUGCUUGGCUCCAGAGACCAGCUGUGCAUCCACCCUGAGGUGUCAAAGGAGCAGAACAACAGCACAAAACUGCACAUGUGUCAAGUUCGGGUCAAGUCCAAGACGUGUUACUUCCAUAACCAGGUGGAAGGCAAGAAGGAUGACCCCGCGCUCAGAAGUGAAGUGAUGGACAUUGAAGACCUGGUGCUGUAUGGCAAGCGCCGCACUUGCUGCCCUUACUACCUCACUAGAGAGCUUCGUCACGACGCUGACAUCAUCUUCAUGCCCUACAACUACCUGCUCGAUCCUCGCACGAGAAUGGCUCACGGCCUCGAACUUCACGGCUACGUAGUUAUACUUGAUGAAGCGCACAAUGUGGAGAAAAUGUGUGAAGAAGCUGCCUCCCUUCAGCUCCGGUCUACUGACAUCGCUCUUUGUAUUGAUGAGGUCACCCAGGUGAUGCAGAGACUGCAGGAGAGCGGAGGAGACCAGGAAGCGUUCGCCGCUAAUGAUCCUGGAGCAGACGUGCCUCAGGACUUCACGAUGGACGAACUUUAUUUAUUAAAAGCUGUCUUCUUGAAGUUUGAAGAGGUCGUGGACGCCACUCCCCUGUCAAAGGAAGGAGCGAGUCACCCCGGCAGUUUCAUGUUCGACCUUCUGCAGCAGGCCGAGAUAACGCCUCAUAAGAAGGCUAUCAUCUGCGACCUGCUAGAUAAACUUGUGACCUACCUGACCAGCAACAGCAGCUCGCCGUUCCAGCGCAAGGGCGCAGGUCUUCAGAAGUUCUCUGAGCUCAUCAAGAUUGUCUUCAGCAAAGACAACUUCUCGCUCGCGCACAUGGAGGCCAUCAAAACUAGUUACAGAGUUCACGUGGCAGUCGAAGAAGUAAAGAAGCGGCAAGCAGGUGGCUGGGGCAGUAAAGCUAACGGCAGUAACUUCAGCCGAGAUGGAAGUAAUCAUGACAGUAACAGCGGUGCUGGGCAGAGCAACACACUUACUUCCAAGCAAGGCCGUGUUCUUUCUUACUGGUGCUUCAAUCCAGGGUUUGGCAUGAAGGAGAUGGUGGAGCAAGGCAUACGCUGCGUCAUCAUCACCAGCGGCACGCUCAGUCCUCUGCAAUCCUUCACUCAGGAGCUCCAGGUUGGGUUCCCGGUGCAGUUGGAAAACUCGCACAUCAUCAAAGGCCAUCAAGUGUUCGUGGGCGUCGUGAACAGAGGACCUGAUGGUUGUACUCUGAACUCCUCCUACCAGAACAGAUCUCGCCCUGAAUACCUGAACUCCAUGGGCAACCUCAUCCUGAACUUCAGCAGGGUCAUCCCAGGAGGGCUGCUGGUCUUCUUCCCCUCCUACCCCAUCCUUAAGAACUGCCACGAACACUGGCAGAUCAAUGGCGUCUGGGAUAAAAUAACAAAUAUCAAGCCUGCGUUCAUCGAGCCCCAGAACAAGGACGGCUUCCUGUCCACCAUCACCGAGUUCUAUGAGAAGGUCAACGACCCAGCGCUACGGGGUGCCAUCUUUAUGGCCGUGUGUAGAGGGAAGGUUUCCGAAGGAUUGGAUUUUGCGGACGGCAACGGACGAGCGGUGAUCGUAACGGGACUUCCUUAUCCUCCGUACAAGGAUCCUAGGGUCGUCCUCAAGCAGCAGUACCUCAACAACGUCCUAGCUAAGAAUAAAAGAGGCCAGUCAGGCCAGGCGUGGUACAAACUCGAGGCCUCACGCGCCGUCAACCAGGCCAUCGGCCGCGUCAUCCGCCACAAGGAUGACUACGGGGCCAUCCUGCUGGCUGACUGCCGCUUCGGUAUGGGGAACUUCAGCCACCAGCUCAGUAAAUGGGUUCAACCUCACCUCAAAAUCUACCCUGACUUUGCGCCCACUAUGAGGGACCUCACAAGAUUCUUCCGAACUGCCUCACAACUUUGUCCAAAGCCGCAGCAAAAACUUACGUACAACGGAAAGCAGUUGCCGGGGGCGAGAAAAAAUCAAUCCUCUACAGGAGAAUAUUUGCCUAUGCCUAUGGCGCCCGUGGGCAGCUCAGCUUUAAGUCAAGCUCCUUCAAGGAUAAUUCUCAGACAAACCACGGAAUUUAUGAGUGGCAACAACAAAUCAACAGAAUUUAUGAGUGUCAAUAACAAAACUACGGAGUUUUCAAAAGUUGAGCCUGUCCCUCCAAGAGCUUUUGGCGGCCAUCGAAGUCUUUUUCCGCAAGUCCAAAAUUCUCGGGCGGAACCCAAGAGUAUUUUUGAUGCCCUAACAAGUGAUGCUGGAUCACCAUCGGAUAAUAAAACAGAUGAUUCUGAUGCAAAUGAUUCUAUUGCCAAUGAUUCAGCGCGAAAACGAAGUCGAAACUUCCCCGGCAGCUUUGAUGUUCUGGACUUCAAUUCUUUAGGCUGUGAAACUUCAGAAUCCUCGAGCUCGUCUUCCAGGUACGAAAACCUGUCCAGCGUAACAAAGAAACGUAAAAUUAAAGUCACUGCAAACAUUAAUAAGUCACAAGACGAUCAAAAUUGUCCUCCAACCAACGCUGCUCAAAACGAUGCCCAAACUCGGCCUCCGGGACCCAAAAAUGGCGAAGAAAAACACGAGAAACUCAAAAAAAUUGCCGCCUACGUACGGGAGGUGAAAGCCUGCCUCCCACACGACAGCUACCGGGAGUUCUCUGCUGCAGUGAAGCUAUACCAGACGACCAAGCGAUACCAGGACCUUAAACUGAUCUUCUUGAGACUCUUCGCCCACCCUGACCACCACCUUCUACUUAGACGCUUCGCUCCGUUCCUGGACUCGGAGUUCCGAGCGGACUUCUUGGCUUCAUGUGAUCAGCUUACGAAUGGUUAACUCGUUAUCAAGUUAAUCAUUUACCCGGACCAAUUAACCUGCUGCCAAGAUCAUUAGUUUUUAUCAACCUAGUUUAUUUUGUACAAUUUUAUUAUCAAUUUGACAUAUCAGCUAAGGAUUUAUUCGUAUUAUGAGCUGUCUUUUUUUUUUUUUUUUUUUAACUGAUGGGAAACCAGCCUCAGUUGACCGGAUUGUUUGGUUGCCGGUGAUAUGGUAAUGAUAAUAUUGCUAGUUAUAUUAUUACCGGUAGAUAACUGCGACAUUAAACUGUUGAAAUGAAAAAUAAUUAAAUGAAAUGCCUGCACAAGAACCUUUCUCUGCGUUUUUUUUUUUGCAAAAAAACAAGGACUUGAAAAUAACAUCAUGAGUUUUCAUGAUUACACUGAAAUAAUGAAGAUUUUUUUGAAUUCAUUUUACUGAUUUCUGUUGAAACCGCAAAUUGUAUGCUCGACGUUCGCAGCUCUAAAACUACAUUGUGUCAUGCCGCUUUAUUUUAUUGUUUAUAACGUGUAAUUGCCUGGCUGCUCUUGACGAGUUUUCACCCGGGCUGUUUAUCAAAAUUAUAAUUUUGUCAUGUUGCUCAAAUGAUUUUCAAUAUUUG